Molecule: messenger RNA, 3224 nt
Organism: Fundulus heteroclitus (mummichog)
Lineage: Eukaryota; Metazoa; Chordata; Actinopteri; Cyprinodontiformes; Fundulidae
Gene: kel
Product: Kell metallo-endopeptidase (Kell blood group)
Exons: 18
Coding region: 389-2791 (800 amino acids)
Biological process (GO): protein processing
Cellular component (GO): plasma membrane
Molecular function (GO): metalloendopeptidase activity
Source: RefSeq, a predicted model, not a curated record
UACCUCCCACUUCAUACAAUGUAUGAGCAGAAGUGUGUUGGUGUUCACUCACCAGCCCCAGGUCUUCAACACUGACUAUACAGGCAGGAGGGAAAAAAAAGAAAACCCGUUGCAAUCUAUUUUCUGCAUAUUUACAUAUUUCUAAACAGUCAUCCCUGCCCACAGAGAGCAGAGGGGUUGUCCCUGCUUUGUUUUGGAUUUUAAAGAAGAGGUGAAGACGAAACCUGCACUUGUUUUUUUUUUUUAUCAGAGUCAGAUGAGGAAAGAAGUGAGUGAUGAAAAGAGAUACAGGGCAGAAGUGACAACACUGACGCAGGACAGCAACAGGAAGUACAUGUGAAACUUAAAAGGCUACGGGACCUCACACGGCAACAGAAACGGGGCAAGGAUGAGUCAAACUUCAAUCGAGCUUCAGCCUCAGCAAUCGGACCACUCAAAGUCACAUCCAGAACCCGAGAGCCGGCUUCAGCCUCCAUCCCAGCUGCUGCUGGCAGAACCGCCUCACAAUCCCCACCAGAUCCAGGUCCAGCACCAGAACCCACUGCAGCCAGGGCAACAGCAGCGGUUAACCACAGAGCGCCGAGAAGAGACGCCGUGGGUAACAUACCACAGACUGUUUGGUCUUCUACUGGGAAUUUUCAUGGGCACUGCAAUUCUGGGACUGGUCUACUACAUUCACCACAGUCUGCACACGGGGAGCAGAAACAAUGCAGGGCAUGUAAUCCCGUGCGUUUCUUCGGCCUGUCAGUGGGCGGCUUCGCGUCUGUCCACGUCCGCUGACCCCUUCACGCAGCCCUGUGAGUACUUCGUGUCCACGUGUGGCUCCAAACGACACUCCGUGAACAGAGGAGGGAGACAAAGAAGUCAAGGUAUAGCGCUUCCUUCGCCCAGCCUGAUGGAUGGGUCGGGGGAAGCGAAGAGGCAAAAUAAAAGAGAACUAAGAAGACUGACGGAAGACGCAAAUCUGAGCCGACAAAGUGUGCUGCUGCAAUAUCUGAGGGGGAUUUUAGAGACCAACAACAGUUCAGACAGCUCGGCUGUUAAGAAGACUAAAGACUUCUACCGCUCCUGCUUAGACACCAGAUCUUUAGAGGCUGCCGGAGCAGAGCCCUUCCUCAGUCUCAUCCAGAAGUUGGGAGGCUGGGCGGUGUCCGGGGAGUGGAAUAAGACCGAUUUCAACUACACCCUGGGCUUGCUAAUGAGAGAAUAUGGGACGUUUCCAUUCUUCAACCUCUAUGUAGGCAAAGACCCAAACGAGGCUGCCAGCAAGAGGACCAAGAGAUACAUUCAGAUCGAUCAGCCAGAUCUUUUGAUCCCAAUUGAGUGGAACAACGAAACGCAGAAGUCCAGAGCCAAAACUGAGACUCUACGGCCCUUCCUCGCAUCGUGCCAGAGCUACCUGGAUUUCCUGGGGUCACCGCCGUCCAUGAGCAUGCUCCAUGUUGGCACGUUCAUCUCUCUGUCCUCAGAGCUGGCUGUGGCCGCUUCGCCUGUGCAGUACCGCCUGUUGAAAGGACAGCUCUACCAGCGAAUGACCAUAAAAGAGCUACAGAGCCAGGCCCCUGCUAUUGACUGGCUGGGCUGUCUGCAGGCUGCUUUCCAUCCAAUGUCCCUCACUGAAGAUGAUCAUGUCCUCCUACAUAACCUACCUUACAUUAUUAAAAUGUCCCACAUCAUCAAUAAAUGGUUGUACAAGCCUGUGAUGAGCAACAGCGGCACUCUUCACACGUACAUGGUCCUGAAUCUGCUUCACACCCUGAUGCCCGCCAUGGAUUCCAGAUUUUCCGAAACGGCAAAGAAUUUGUCUUUGGCACUGGGAAACAUUGAGGAGGAAGUCCCUCGCUGGAAACACUGUGUACUGGAGAUCGAAAGAGGAUUUGACUCAGUUCUCACGCAUCUUCUCAGCGAGAGGACGGCGCGUCGAGAGACAGAAGAAAUUAUUGAAAGCGUCUUUUUUUCCUUCAUAUCCAAAAUAACGACGCUCAGGUGGAAAGACCACGAGUCUUUUCAGCGUUUCAUCGACAAGGUUUACUCAUCACCUCCGAGGCUAUGGUCUUCAGAGGAGAUUUCCAGUGAAGAUGAUCUUGAUCUAUUAUUUUCUGAGGUGACAGUCAGCUCCCGUGGCUUCUUCCCCAACUACCUUCAGCUACUAUCCCUGUGGCAGAAGAGACGCAGUAAACUCCUGGCUGCGCAGACCGAGGUCGCCGACACUCUGUCUGUCGCGCCUUCUCUAGUGACUAACGGGCUUCUCUUUCCGAUGGGAAUGUUCAUCCCCCCUCUUUUCCAUCCCACCUAUCCAAAGGCCAUGAAUUAUGGUGCUGUGGGUUUCCUCGUUGCCAAGGAUAUCUUUCAUCUAUUUCUCUCUGAGAUUUACUCUCACAACGAGACGAUGCAUGCUGUGGGGGACUGUGUGUGGGCUCAUUACCUCAACGCAACGGAAAACGGAGGAAGAGUUGGAGCAUCCUGGCUCACUUCAGAGCAGCAGCAAGAACUGUGGCUGCAGUAUUCUGCGCUGCAGGUGGCGCUCCAGGCCUAUCACCACAGUCUAAGCCAGAAUCCUGUGGACACCUCUGUUUCAGGGUUGCAUCACAAUCAGCUCUUUUUUAGAUCUUUCUCUCAGGUCAGCUGUGACAUCGACCCAUACAGUGAAUCCAUGCCUUUGGACCCCUCCUUCCUGAUUCCAGUCUUUUGUGCACAGCCUGAUCUGUGUCCAGCAAACCCGCAGUGCUCAGUUGAAGCCCAGCAGAGCCAAACACGGACAUGCUUACCACAGCCUCUAACCAUAAGCUAGACAACGUGCUGGGUCCAGGGAUGUUCACAUCACACUGGUGAUUUAUAUUAGCUCUGGUUGUUGUUCUAAUUCAAUGCAAAUUGCAUUACUUGCACAAGUUGUUUAAGAUUGGUUGAAAUUAUUUUUUUAUCCUUAUUAUUUAUAUUCAGCGGUGUAAGUUUUAACAAAGGAAGUAUAAGCUAACUGUUUAAUGUAAACUGUCUUCUGUAAAUUAUAUCAGCCUCAAAAAAAGAAUUUGUUCAUUGCAUUUUAUCCAGACCCAUAAACGACACGGACUGUGACAUCGUUUUACUUCUUUGGGCCUCUAACACAAUUAAAUGUCUCACUGUUAAGGCUGAUAAAGGGGGAUUAUUUGCAGAGAUUUACAAGCAACAAGAGUUUUGUCACACCACAAAGCACGUUCGCUCUAAUAAAUAAAAAUGGACUCUGGGCA